Messenger RNA from Cucurbita moschata (crookneck pumpkin), 1242 nucleotides. RefSeq names its product low-temperature-induced 65 kDa protein-like. The record is from RefSeq and is a predicted model, not a curated record. NCBI's taxonomy places the organism in Eukaryota, Viridiplantae, Streptophyta, Magnoliopsida, Cucurbitales, Cucurbitaceae. Gene Ontology annotation, biological process: response to abscisic acid; response to stress.
AUCAUCGGCUGUCAUCAUGGAGUCCCAGCAAACGGCGCCUCAUCGCCACCACGCCCACCACCACCAUGACCCUCACAACGUCGCACUUCACCGAAGUGUGGAAGGGGAAGAAGAUGGGCAGCAUCAUGAGAAGAAGUCAGUGUUGAAGAAAGUUAAGGCAAAGGCUAAGAAGAUUAAGGACCGAUCACUAAGCAUGGACAUGGCCACGAUCACUAAGCAUGGACAUGGCCACGAUCACCAUGAGCCCGAGGAUCACGAAGAUGAAGAAGGUGGAGGAGCUGUGGUGGAUCCUGAACUUCAAGGGGCACCAUUGUAUGAAGGCGCUGUAAUGAGGAGCGCUAUGGCCGGAAAAGGGCAGCAACAAGAUGUCGGAAUUGGAUUGCCGACAGAGGUGCACGAUCAGCCUCCUCCGGCUCCAAGAGAAACCGCAAGCCGUCCCUCUGCUGUUGAGCCAAACACGACCAUGUCUUUGUCCCCAUGGAGGUUGGAGGAGGGUCCUCAGGCGCCUAAAGACAAAGCUCCAUACCCUCACACUCCUCAUAAUUCCGAGGUCAAAGCUUUGGAUCCAGCAAAAAGAGGGAACAAAGAAACAGGGGAUUCUCAGACAUUCGAUUCAUUUGCAAGAAUGAAGCUCAACCACGAAGACGUACAGACCCGUCCCGGCUUAGCUAGUGGAAUAGACCAAGGAAAUCAGAGCAGCUCCGGGGAAAAGAUCUCAGGCGUGGGUUCACCCAUGCGGGGUAAAGCAGAGGAAAACACAGACACCAACUCUUCUUCGCCAUUGGAGUAUGGAAGGAAGAUAGCUUUAGCAGUGACAGAGAAGCUGAAGCCAGGGGAGGAAGACAAAGCACUUUCAGAGGUGAUAUCGGAGGCUUACAACACAAGUAAAGAGAAGGUAGUGAAAGCUGGAGAAAAUCAGCCCAAAGGGAAGGUAACAGAGUCCGAGGAAUUGACUCAGCGACUGGGGGGAGAGGAUAAUAAUGAAGGAACACAGAGAUACUCCCCAGCAACCUCCACCACUGCAGCGACGGUGAAGAAUAUGGCGGAUAUGGUGAGGGACAGUGUGGGGUCAUGGAUGGGAAAAGGUGGAGAUCCUAAUACUUCAUAAGGGGUUGAAGGAUUUACAGAUUCUACGGCCGCGCGGGAGAGGAGGCGGAGUAGUCCGGCGAUUAACCGGGAUCAGUAGAGAUUUCGAUGUUUUUAAGAGAAAUACAUAUGUAUACAUAUAUAUAUAUGGAAAAU